Phlebotomus papatasi is the source of this 4502-nucleotide messenger RNA. It is a transcript of the gene Kpc1, whose product is annotated as E3 ubiquitin-protein ligase RNF123. The record is from RefSeq and is a predicted model, not a curated record. Gene Ontology annotation, cellular component: cytoplasm. NCBI's taxonomy places the organism in Eukaryota, Metazoa, Arthropoda, Insecta, Diptera, Psychodidae. The transcript is spliced from 6 exons. Bases 246 to 4121 code for a protein of 1291 amino acids. Gene Ontology annotation, molecular function: protein binding; ubiquitin-protein transferase activity.
ACGAUAAAUAUCGUGUAGCUGGAAAUAAUUAAUGAAUCCUUGGGCGCUAAUUUGAAUGUGAGAGAGCGAGAGGGAAAAAGGCGCGCGCGAACAAAAUGCUGUCAGUUGGUUAGAAUUCCCCAAACAAAACAUACGCAGAAGCUCAAUUUCCAGAGGAUUUUCUCCUAAAUGGGAAAAUUUUAGGUCAAGGAAACAAAAUGAAAAUUAUUUAGUGAUAGUGCAAAAGUGUCCAAGAGUGCAGAAUUAUGGAUACUUCUGGAGUUUUAAUUGAAAUUUUUGGUGAAUACCCUUCGCUAACCUACAAAUUGGGGCCACAAGUGAAGUCUUUGACCCUUUCUGAACACCUCCAUGAACUUACGCAGUGGCUCAAGGUGAAGGUAAAUGGACAAAAUGAGCCAGAAGGGGAGAAGGAUCAGGAGCAAGCAGGACGUCUGGGACCAGCUAAAACAGUUUUUGACAAAGAUCCAGGAAAUGCUUUGGUUUCUAUCUCACCUGACCGGCUCACCGUGCAAUCCCAGAGUCCGUUUUCCACGGUCAAGGCCAAUUGCUGUGUCUUUCAGGAUAAAUGGAUGUAUGAGGUUCAGUUGCGUUCGAAGGGAGUCAUGCAGAUUGGCUGGUGUUCAGCCAAGUGCAAAUUCACAACAGACACCGGAGUUGGUGACACUAAAUACAGCUACGGUCUGGAUGGUAGCAAACAGAGAAUCUGGCAUGUGUACACAAAGAAAUAUGGGCCCUACUGGCGCAGUGGGGAUGUCUUUAGUGUGUGCUUGGACAUGGAUGGUGGGAAGAUUGAGUACUAUCGGAAUGGAGUAAGUCUGGGUGAAGCAUUUUCAGAUAUUGAACGUGGACCAGGAUUGGCACUCUUUCCGGCAGUUUCACUCUCCUACAAUGACAGUCUAACGGCUAAUUUUGGUGGUUCUCCCUUUAGACAUCCCAUUCCGGGAUACAAACCCCUUCAGUUACCCCCAAAAUUGCUCCUGCAGCAAGCUGAUUACCUGCUACAGUACCUGGCAAAUCUCUCUCGAUUGAUUUCACGCAGUAAGAAGCCUCAGGAUCAGGAGAAAAACUCCACGGAUUCUGUGUUUAUGGUUGUGGCAGCAAUUCUGGUGGAGGAAUUAGCACCAUUGCUGACGAACUCCUAUGUUGUUGAGGAUAAACUCUUCUCCUAUGUCAGGAGUAUGUGCGUUAUUCGCAGUGAUCCAAGUCAGAAUAAUGUGAUUCAUCCGGGAUUGCGUGAUUCCACUCUGGGAACUUUCCUGACACUUCUCUGGACUUAUAUGGAACCCGAUGAAAUUAAGGGUGUUAUAAUGAAGCUGAUCAAUUUGAUUGGGAGUAGUUACAAGGAAACACCUAUUGAUUUGGAGUAUGAGAAACAGAGGAUGGUCAUUGUAGUUCUCACAUGCAUUUGCAAUCAUCCCAUGACGAGGAAGUAUCUUUUAUUGGAGAGGUUCUUCGAGAAGAAUUGCCUUCCACUCUUUUUGUAUAUUAAGCCACCCGAUGAGGCGGCUUUGGAACGCCUUCUGCCCGAUGAUCACAUCUGGACAGAGGGAAUUGGUGGACGGAAGGACCUGUAUUUAGCUGCAUGCGAAAAGCUCAAUUCCUGCACAACAACUCUAUAUUCACUUCAGAGGAAUCUCAUUGCUGUUCUGCUCAAUCAUUCCGAUGGAUCUCUCGAUAGUCCGUCGAGUCGGAGGAUUUUUCUUACGAAAUUCCGGAACUACGUCAUGGAAAAUAGCCUGGAGCACAGGAGUCUGUCUAUGCAAAAUACCUACGCGACUCCAACUCAGCCAGCGGUGGCACUGUCUUUCUUAUGUAUCCUUCUGGACGUUACUCGUCAACUUCUGGCUGUGGAAGUGCCCCAAAAACGCACUCAAGUGGAUCCGGUGAAUUUCUACAAUGAUGCCUUCACUUACUUCCACUUUGAUCGCCUAGGAGGCGUUUUGUCGCAUCUCAAGAAGGUGUUCCGUACAGAGAUGAUCGGUGCUCUGGGCGAGAGUCACCCGGCAAUUGUUCCUUUGGCACAGGAACCUUCUGCUCGGCAAGAUUCUGCAGAUUUCUACUCGGCUAUGCUCAUGAUAACACAACAUCAGCCUAAUCAGAAUUUUCCUUCGAGCAUACCUAGAAAUAUUUUUCCCGUACGACAAGUGGGAAGUCCUGUCCGUAGAGGCAUUGACAGGAAUACCAAUCAAUCUUUAGAUGAACUUCUCGAUUGCUCCAUAUUCUAUUAUUACGCUGUGGCUCAUAAAUAUAUCGUCAUGAUUGCUGAUUUGCGGGAUAACAUUGCGAUGUUGUCGGGAAUUUUGUCAGAAACAAAAGAUUGCUCAGAUGAGGUGCUCAAAACCCUGGAAGAGCUCAAAGAUGCCAAUGGUGGCUUGUCCAAUACUCACGAUGACAUUCUACUGGAGAUUCAGGAACGUUUCGGUCAGCGAAAAAGCAUCUUUGCUAAAAGAUCAAUGGAAUUGGCCAGGAAGCAGGCAUGGUAUCGCUCAGUAGCUCUUGGAGCUCAUCGUCGAGAUCUUCUGUGUUGGUUGCUCAAACUUAUUUUUGACACCCUCCAGACAGCAUCCAGCCAGGGUGUCUUGUUCUCCUUUGUCCCAGAGACUUACAUCAAUGUCCUGCCAAUUCUCCUGGACACAGUUCUGGACUUUAGUUUUCAUGACAUGAAUCUUCAGCACGACCUGUCAGACUCGAUGUCAAUUGUGAUGAGUGCAGCUGAAUUCCUUGCAGCACACUCCACAGAUCCUCGUGUGGUACUUGCCUCAUGUAAGGAUGCUCUCCUGCAGGCACUGGGAACAGUCACUUGCCAUGAGGUCGGGAUUAGAGCGCUAGAAAAGACAUCAGCUAGCAGCCAACUGGCAAUGGUGCAUUCUCUAUUGAGACCUUAUGAAAAUCGCGCUUGGGGACAGAGCAAUUGGCUCCUUUUGCGUUUCUGGCUGGGUGAAGGAUUUGCCUACAGAGAAUCUCGGCCCACAAGUAUCUGGCAGCAGGGCGAGCUGACAUCCUCUGCUCUAGGCCUUUAUAGGAGUCGUGGAAAAAAUGGAUCUCAUACGGGACUUCUUCAUCACAUUGCUCCAGCAUGUCCUUCACGGCACUUUCAGAGCCUUAUCAGUCGCAUUUUAUUGGCUGAUGAACCCUACUGCACGAUUUUCCUCAAUUCACUCCUGUCUCAGCUCAAUUGGGCAUUUUCGGAGUUUAUCCUGCUGCUGCAGGAGAUCCAGACAGCCAAUAGGCGAACUGAUCAGCAUCAGGGUAUUGACUCCAGGCAGCUCAAGAUCUGCUCAAUGUGCUUCGAACUUACUGUAUCUCUGAUGCGAGCUCUAGAAAUGAUCAUUACCAUUGCUCCGGGCAUUUUUCAGGAUCCCACACGACCUAACAGCGACUUGCUUUUAGGACGGGUUUGUCAACUAGCCAGUCAAGUACUAUCACGAGUAACUACCCCUCCUGGAUGCUUUCAGUAUGUUCUCGAUCUGUGUCUGCCAGAUCUGAGUAGUGUAACACAUUUUGCGAUAAUUUCGGCUGUUCUGGGAAUUCUACUGGCUCUCAUGAAGGACGAAGUCGAGGAGGAAGAUUUUGUUGUGAGCAAGAUACCUAGAGUAUCUCGGUGUUUGCUAAUUGAGCCGAGUUUUCAGAGUAUUACUCUGGAAUUUGCCCUGGGCGAUGUAAAGGUUCCACCCGUGAUACCUCCUCCGACUCAGGCAGUUCAAACAGAUAAUGGUGUGGAUAGUUCAGCCCAGAGUCCUGAACCAUUCCAUCAAGAUCCGCCAAUUUUGAGCUUCAAUUUGGCUGAUUAUCCUACACAUAUAACUGCUGAGGAAAUACUGAAGGUCAAGCAAAUGAUCAGAGUUUUGCAGAAACGCCAGACAAUGAUGUCUGAAGUGACUAUACUCUCUGAAGAUUCUCUCUGUUCAAUUUGCUACGCCAAAGCCAUCUCUUGUGAAUUUCUCCCGUGCCAACAUCAAUCAUGCGGAAAUUGCAUCGUGCAGCAUUUACUCAGCAAUAAACUCUGUUUCUACUGCAAAACACCAAUUUCAUGCGUAAAGUCCUUCGAUGGAACCAUUCUGUAUGAGAAUACCCUUAUAUCUCUAUCUUCUGAUGAUAGUACUGAGUACUUUCCAUCUUGAAUAUCUAAGCUGUGUGUUCAAUCUUUAACACUGCCAGAAAUAUUUUUCGCGUGUGUACUUUUUUUUAUAAAAAAUAUGAAUUUUUGCCUCAAAAAAUUCUAGUCAAUUUGUCUCUAGUGAAAUUUAUAUUUGCAAAAUUUUGUGAGUGUUUUAGCUAUUUAGUCAAUGUUGAUAUUUGAGAAUUUUAGCAUUCCAAAGCCAAUUGUAAGAUUACGAUUUAUAAUUGCUAUCAGCACAAAAUCACCAGCAACUGUCCAAUGUCAAAAUUAGUGGCGCAGCCAAAAGUGAGAUAACAGGUGACCUUAGAUGAAGUUAUCCCGUUUUAUGCUGCUAUUUUUGGCACAAGACUGUAUUUUAAAAUAAAAAAAUUGUUGCACAAAA